Messenger RNA from Lampris incognitus (smalleye Pacific opah), 5563 nucleotides. Its product is annotated as DDB1- and CUL4-associated factor 1-like. The record is from RefSeq and is a predicted model, not a curated record. Gene Ontology annotation, biological process: protein ubiquitination. NCBI's taxonomy places the organism in Eukaryota, Metazoa, Chordata, Actinopteri, Lampriformes, Lampridae. The coding region runs from base 135 to 4856 and encodes 1573 amino acids. Gene Ontology annotation, cellular component: Cul4-RING E3 ubiquitin ligase complex; nucleus. The transcript has 30 exons. Gene Ontology annotation, molecular function: histone H2AT120 kinase activity; nuclear estrogen receptor binding.
UUGAAAACAAACAUGUGAAACUUUUAGCGUGCUGCGUCUGUAACUAUGUGAUUGUUUUGAUCAACCAAAUUCAUAAGACUAGAUCUGAAAAACAAGCCAAGUUGAUAAGUAGCGUAGCGGAAGACAAAUCAGCAAUGGCUUCCCCUGCAGCUCCUUCAGAAACAACUGUUGGGCCACCAGCUACUGUGGACGCUAAAGCGGAGCUUGCUGCCCUCCUGGACCAAUGGGAACAGAAGCAGCAAGGCACCACUGAGGAGCUGGUCUCUAUCCUCACAAAAAUCUCUGAUCUAAUUGAGCAUGAAACAGAGGAGUACCACAAGGCAGACCCUGAUCCAUUUGAUGACCGCCAUCCAGGACGGGCAGACCCAGACUGCAUGCUGGGACACAUCCUGAAGAUGCUUCUCAGGAAUGAGGACUUUACCGAUGCGUUAGUGAUCAGUUACGUGAUGACCAGCAGAGAACUGAGUCUCAAUACAGCAGCAUGUCGUCUGCUUCAGAACAUUAUGCCAGGCCUGGAGAGUGAUGUGGUCUUCCAAGAAAGGGAGGGUUUGGUUGAGAGGCUGUUCAGUUGGGCCCGGGAGGCAGAGCGACCGCUGUGCAUCUACGCCGCUGGUCUAUUGGCAAGAGCCAUGUGCAACCAGGAAAUAGCUGCCAACUAUAGGGAGGAGAACUCUCAGCUGGUACCCCUCAUGAUCCGGCGUCUGUUUGAGCUGCAGUCUGAAGAGUUAACAGAACACUCCAGUCCUGCUAAGACCCACCUGAGCCUCUUUCACAAACCUGGAGACGAAGUGAAUCGAACUCUGAGCGCCACACUCACAACAGAUCCACAGCCAUUGAGGGAGGAUGAGGAAGAGGAGAGAGAGGAGGAAGAGAGGAGAGAGAGACAGGAGGAGGAGAGCAGGUCAGCAUCAGAGGGCAGAUCCAGACCAUCAUUUGUGUUGGUCACCGCUCAAAAAAGGAACAGUAGCUGUAACAGCGGCAGGGGUGUUUCUGGGUCAAUCCGACUGCUCCCAGACCCUGUGUACCAACCCACCCCAGACCCAACCCUCAGGGAAUCGGAGGGGAUACUGGAAGGAGGAACAGGAGGGGGAGGAGGAAAGAAGAAGGUGGUUAAAGAGAACGGAAGAAAGGCAAAACAGAAACUGAACUUCACCUCCUCUGCCCCAGGCACAGAAGAUUGGGAGGAGGGGAGCAAAACUAGUGGCCAGCUGGCCAAUAGCACCUCUUGGUUUGAGAUGAGCUCGAUGGUGAUUGGCUCAAACUACUGCCUGUCACCACUGAGCCUGGCCAUGGAGCAGAGGCUGAUUCUUCAGUAUCUAACACCACUUGGAGAUUAUCAAGAGUUACUGGCUGUGUUCAUGCAGCUUAACACCAGAGCCCUGCUGAUGAGCUACAUUGACCUCAGGCGGACCAAUGAUGUUCAACUCACCUUCGAAGCCCUGCUGUACCUGGCCUCCUUGCUCCUCCAUAAGAAGUUUGCAGCAGAUUUCAUAGCGCAGGGAGGAGUCCAGAUGCUACUAGAGAUCCCGAGGCCGUCUAUGGCAGCCACUGGAGUUUCUCUGUGUCUGUACUACCUGGCUUACAACCAGGAUGCUAUGGAGAGGGUUUGUAUGCUGUCCGACAGCGUGCUUUCAGACAUGGUUUCCUACGCUCUGUGGCUGCUGGAGUCAUCCCACGCCUCGGGCUGCUGCCACGCUACCAUGUUCUUCUCCAUCUCCUUCUCCUGCAGGGCUGUGCUGCAGCUCUUUGACAAACAGGAUGGCCUACGCAGGCUGGUCAACCUGAUAAGCACCUUAGAGAUCCUGAACAUUGAGGAUCCGGUAUCCGUAUUGAGUGAUGACCAGGUCUUCUCCAGCCGGCAGACAGCCAAGCACACCUGCAUGGCCCUGCGCAGGUACUUUGAGGCCCAAUUGGCAGUGAGGACUGAACAGGUCAAACAGUCCUUGCAUGGAUCAGAGGGGGGUGCUAGUGUUCCCCAGCAGCCAUAUUACAAGGCCUGUACAUACAGCAGGGAGCAGGUGGUGGAGAUGAUGGAGUUUCUCAUAGAAUGUGGUUCCCCUCAGCUCCACUGGGAGCCUGUAGAGGUUUUUUGCAAGCUCUCCUGUGUUCCUCUCAUGCUGCAGCUCAUAUCUACGGCCUGCGACUGGAGGACUUACUACGGCAGGAGUGAUACCGUGCGGUAUGCCUUGGACAUCCUGGCCAUUCUGACGGUGGUUCCGAAGGUCCAGCUGAUUUUGGCAGACACCAUAGAGGUCCUGGAUGAGACCAAGUCACCCGUUUCUACCGUGGGAAUGAGCAUCAUCCUGGGUGUGGCAGAGGGAGAGGUGUUUGUUAGUGACGCUGAGAUUCAGAAAUCUGCACUACAGGUGAUUAUCAACUGCGUAUGUGCCCCAGAACUGAGCCUGAAUGCAGUUGGGGCAUUCGCUGUCACCCCUAUCAGGCCAGGAAAUACCCAGCAGCCACCAGCCCCCCACAACAAGGUCUUGGCCCGCAUGUGGCAGGUGGUGCAGAACAAUAAUGGGAUCAAGGUGCUUCUGUCUUUGCUGUCGGUGAAGAUACCUAUUACAGAUGCGGACCUGAUCCGUUCUUUGGCCUGUAAGGCCCUGGUUGGACUUUCCCGUUGCUCGGCCAUCCGGCAGAUCAUCAGCAAACUGCCACUAUUUAGCAGUGGACACAUUCAGCAGCUAAUGAAAGAGCCGGUGCUGCAGGACAAGCGCAGCGAGCACGUCCGUUUCUGCCGCUAUGCUGCUGAGCUCACCGAGCGCAUCUCUGGCAAGCCCCUCCUCAUCGGCACUGAUGUGUCACUAGCUCACCUGCAGAGAGCCAGUGUGGUCGCCCAAUCACGGAUCACCUUCCCAGAGAAGGAGUUGCUGAUGCUGAUCCGGAACCACCUGGUUGCUAAGGGGCUGCAUGACACGGCGAACACGCUCAUCAGAGAGGCCAGUCUACCAGCAGGGCCCUUCUGCCCAAACUCUUCCUGCAUCACACCUACCUCCUCAUCUUCAUCCGCAAUUAUCCCCAGGGCUCACCGGCUUGCAAAUGGGAUUGGUGUUCGCAUGGCCAGCCAUGCCGGAUCCUCCCCUGUGUCCUCAGUUACCUCUUCACCCUCGGUCCAACCCCGUCCCAUCUCUGUCCCUCAUCAUCCAUCCUGUUCCCCUUCAUGUAUCUCGGCCCCUCCUACUUCUACACUUCACGUUCAGAGCACUCCGCCAGUUGGCCGGAUCUUGUUCUCAAGGGAGCGGCCGGUGUCCAACUGCAUCGCAGGGAAGAAGCCUCGUGUGCUGAAACAGAAGUCUGAUCAUGGGGCCUUCAUACAGAGUCCAGCGAUGAGGAAGCAGCUAGAGCGCCACCUUCCCUCUCCCCCAGCUCUGGACAGCAUCAUCACCGAGUACCUGAGGGAGCAGCACGCCCGCUGCCCCAAUCCGGUCACUACCUGCCCACCGUUUUCCCUCUUCACCCCCCACCGCUGCCCUGAGCCGAAGCAAAGACGGCAAGCUUCGCCCAACUUCACUGCUCGCCUUGGAAGCAGGAUGUUUUACCCUAAAUAUGGAGGGGUGGAUAGAGGGUGUCUGGAUCGACACCUGAUAUUCAGCAGAUUCCGUCCAAUGUCAGUGUUCCAUGAGGGCGAUGAAGACGAGAGUGGUUUCACCUGUUGCGCCUUCUCAGCCAGGGAGCGUUUCCUGAUGCUGGGGACCUGUACCGGUCACCUCAAACUCUACAAUGUCUUCUCUGGGGCGGAGGAGGCCAACUACAGCUGCCAUAACACAGCCAUCACACACCUAGAGCCCUCCAGGGAUGGAACUUUGUUGCUGACUUCUGCUUCUUGGAGUGUUCCCCUAUCUGCUCUAUGGAGCAUGAACGAUGUCUUCACCAUGAGACACUCGUUUAUAGAUGACCACUACGUGGAGUUCAGCAAACUCUCUCAGGACAGAGUCAUUGGCACCAAGGACCAAGUUGCCCAUAUCUAUGAUAUCCAAACAGGUCAGAAGACUCUGACCCUGAAUGACCCUGCUCUCGCCAACAACUACAAGAGAAACUGUGCCACUUUCAACCCCACCGACGACCUGGUGCUCAACGAUGGGGUCAUGUGGGAUGUGCGGGCGCCACGGGCCAUCCACAAGUUUGAUAAGUUUAACAUGAACCUCAGCGGCGUGUUCCAUCCCAACGGCCUAGAGGUCAUCAUCAACACUGAGAUUUGGGAUCUGAGAACCUUCCACCUCCUUCAUACUGUCCCUGCCCUAGACCAGUGUAGGGUGGUCCUCAAUAGUAAUGCCACCAUCAUGUAUGGAGCCAUGCUGCAGGCCGAUGAGGAGGACGAUGCUAUGGACCAGCAGAUGAAGAGUCCCUUUGGUUCUUCCUUCAGAACUUUUGAUGCUACAGACUACAAGCCCAUUGCUACAGUGGACGUGAAGAGGAACAUCUUCGACCUGUGCACUGACACCAAAGACUGCUACCUGGCUAUCAUUGAGAACCAGGACACGGUGAACUUGGACACAGUGUGUCGUCUCUACGAAGUGGGACGACAAAAACUGGCAGAGGAGGGAGACGAUGAUGAGGAUCAGGACAAUGAAGACCAAGAGGAUGAAGACUCUACAGAUUCAGACGACGACGAUGAUGAUGAUGAUGAUCUAGACACAGAUCCUCUUGUUGUGGAACUGGCCGGUUUCAACCCAGAUGAGGACCUUAAUAUAGACCAGCCCGAGUCUCCCACAGAUGAAGAGGUGGCACAUCUCCUCAACAACAGUGAUGAUGAUGGUGACGACUCUGACGAAGAGUCCAGCCUUGGUGACUCAGACACCUCGGACAGCUCAGUUAACAUUUUCAUAGACACUUCAGAUCUGGAGAAUGACCUUUAGUCCCUUGAUGACUAAGCACUUCUGAGGAGCAACAUCUCUGGAUCGCCUCCUACCUGUGCAGGGGCACCGGUGCUGAUGUGAAAGUUUUCCUUUCUUUCUUUUUUUUUUCAAAUCUUCAAUUCUUUUAAUCCUGAAAGAUGAUGAUGGCCUGGUUGAGAAGCUGGGGGUAAAAUUUGAAUGGCAAAAAAGGACUACACAAGAAUUCAAAGUCUUAAACAAAACAAAAAGACCUUUUUUCUUCUUUAUUUUUUAAGAUAGGGGAAGUAUAACUGAAACGCUGAUGUUUCACCUGACCCUCUCUGCUUCUUCUUUCCCUAAGACAGAGAUGGGUCAAAGAGUGUGCAGAUUUUGAAUGACGUAUUUAUGAUAUUUCACCAUGUUGAUGUACGUUGUUAUUAUGCUUUUGUUUUGGAUAUUUCAUUAUUACUGGAAGUAAGACCCCUGUAUUGUAUUUUUAUUUUUAAGAUAUACUAAUGAGGUUAGUAUCAGCAUUUGACCAUGAUUUAUCAAAGCUAAUUUAACUUACAGUGAAGGAUAGACCCCGUUUGGGACUAACACAAACCACUGCAUGGGUGCUUGUCCCAUGGAAAUGCCUUAAUGAUUUCCUGGACAACUUGUUUUGUGAACUUCACAAAACUUUUGACUUGAGUUGGGCAAGGUUUCCUGACAGAAAUUUGCCGAUCUGAUAAGCGUUCUGAAAUCCUUGA